GCGAUGCCACGACGUGGAUCGGCUCUGCUUUUCCGGUAAUAGAAAAGUUUAUCAAUUUAAUUGAUGAAAGAAACCAGACGCGACGGUAGAUCAGUUAUUCCUUUUCGUCGGACGUCGACUUCUCUGGUCGCCGGUGAAAAAAGCUAUCACUCAAGUCUAAUUGAAGGUGCACUUAACCUAGCAUUUCAAAAUAGACAAGGAUUCUUUCGUUUAUGCCAUCAGAAAUAAUAUUCGCAUACUCCUCAGUUUAUCUCCAUCAGGUUUACUUCUUCUCUUUCCACUCUAAUUCUUGUUCUUUUUAUCAUUACUACUCUCUUUUAACUUUUCCCUCAUCGCUUUAGAUACCUGAAACGUGUUGCUCGGUUGAAGUUAAAUUUCAACGGUUCAUAAGUUUUCUUCAUCUGAGCUUUCUUUUUUUGUUAAGUGAAUUCUGGUGACUCAUUAUUUGUUCAAGAGGAAGCUGGCUCUCGGUCAUUUCGAUUUCAAAUGUUUUUCUUCAUUUUCUCUACAAAUUUUGAUGGCUGUUUGAAGAGAGUACCUUUUUUUUUUUUUAAUAAUUUUUCAAUUGACGGUUGUGAUGGUUGGUAUCAUGUUCCGAAGUGUAACACUACUCUGCUAUUGGAUCUUAAAACAUUUUAAGACACAAGAGAUCCGUCCGUUGAAAUGGAAAAACCUUUAUGUGAUUGAAAGUGAAAAGGAAACGAAAUGCUUUUUUUUUUAUUAUCUUUCAGUAAAGACUAAUGAACUCUAGUUAUAUCCACAUGUGCUGAGCUCGCAAAUUUACGUUAUCCUCAGUAUUAUGAAUUGGACUGUCUGAUUAGAUCAAAUUGUUCAUAUAUUUUUGGCUUUACUGUAAUUUGGAUUUCCUGUUUUUAGACUCAAAAUUUUCUGACAACUCUAUUCUUCGUUCUUACGAUGUUAAUUUAUUGAUCUAUGUCCAUUCUCCGUGGCCAGCUUUAAUUUCUUUUGAUAUUAACACAAACAAGUUGAAUUUUUUUGGUCUUACCGCUUAUAUUUAUUUGUUGUCCUUAUUUUGUUGAAACUACUGUUUCCGUUAUUAUAGUUUGUUAGUCUGUUACUACUUACGACUACUUUGUUUUUCUUCAUAACAUCUGAUAAUACAUUUAGCAUUUUCUAGUUGUGAGUUCUGAUGAAGAGUGUCCAAACUAAUCAAGGAUAUUUGUGGAUUGUGCCAGUAUGUUAAUUACGACAACAUUAGUAUACUUUUGGUAGUGAAUUAACACCACGAUCGGUUGUAGCAGAAAUCUAAGCAGUUCACGUUAAAUCAUUGAAUUUAUGUGGGAAAGAUGCAACUUAAGUCUUCCAAUCUUAACACUUACCACAUUUAUUGGAUUAACAUGCUUGUCCCAUCAUGUUUGAUUUAUAAAACCUUCAAUUACUUGCUCUGUGGACUCUAGUGUUAUUUAGUAAUUGCAAUAGUAUAUUUUUUAUGACUGUUACUUCAUAUUCCCCAUGUCUUCUUUCUCCCAAUGAAAGCUUAGCUUUUUAUCCCAAAACUAAAUAUGUAUAUAUGUGUGUGCAUGCGCUCACACACAUGCAUAUCUACAUAUAUAUAUAUACACAUAUACAUACUUAUAUUGGAGUUUUGUAUUUAGCAUCUCUUGAUAUGUUGUUUCUAUCAAGGAAACACUGUCCUCGUAAAUUUUAGUAUUUAACUGAAGAAAGUUAUGUUGUUUAUACCACCUUGCUGUUAUUGAGGACUUCUCCUUCACUAUUUUAUAAUUAAUCUUUUUAUUCAAUUUAUCUUUCUCUACGGAUUUUUUUUUGUUUCCUUACUGUACCCCUGUUUUGAUACCAAUAUUGUUGUACUUUAAGUUGUUGCUACUUAUUUACAAUCAUUCAUCAAACUCAUCAAACCAGUUUGAUGAUUCAAUUCUUGAAAAUCAUACAAAAAAAUAAGCAGGUAGAUUGUUGUCUCUUUCUAUGUCAGGUAUAUAUUGUGCAAAAAUAGGCAAUAACUGGAUAUAUAUUUGUUUCAUUUCUAACAUUGUUGAGUGACAAUGGGAGCAUCAACAUCAACGGAGAAAAAGGUUCCUGAUGACCAAAGAGAGGCUGAAGCCUUGGCGGCUUCAACGGGAGCUCUUCCUCAGCUUCAGAGUGCAUUCUCUAAGCUGGUGGAUCCUCAAACAAAUGCAAUCCCUUUCGAAUCCUUACAGAAAUGCUUCUUUUUAGGUUAUGAAAACCAAACUCAAGAAACAGCUGCUGUGCCCGAAUCCUUUCCAGGCAUCCUAGAUCACGUGGGUUUAACAAUCAUUGAAAUGUUCUUCAUUCCUGAGAAAGGAGGUGUUACCUGGGUUGAAUUUCUUAAGGGCUACAAUAAAUGUUGUGGAAAAAUUUCUGCAUCUGUGUUGCUUAAUGCAUUAAUUAGGGUAUUUGAUGCUACAAUGGUAAAACUGGGACUUCCUUCAAAAUUGGAGUUUACAUCCUAUGAGGAUGAAUUUAAGAUGACUGGCUUCCUUCUUCCGAGUGAUGUUCUCAUGCUUCUUUGGAUGUGUUGGGCUAUGUUUUGGGAUUCUAGUACUUUCAAAGCUUUAGGAUCAAAGUCAAAUUUAAUUUUGCCAGAUAUCAAUAAUCUGGUGUUGUCGUCGGUUGCAUCUUGUGCUGAGGUUGGUAGUACUGUAAACAUUUGGGAUUGCGAUAUCUUAGGGUUGGGUGUUGAAGUACCCAUAGGAAAGUUUCUUACUUGGGCAGUGAAAACUGUUCCGAGUCUUCCAGAUGGGUUCUCACGAUUUGUACAUGCAAGAAUUCUUCAAGCUUCUACUAAAGAGGAUGGAGUAGAGUCGUCAAGUUCACCAACUGUAGAUAUUGCCUCACCUGAGACAUCAAAUUCUUUUGUUCUGACCUGUGGAACAGCAUGGGCAGUUUCCCUUACACAAAGAGGUGGCAUUAGGGACGAGAUGUCAAAAAUAUGUUUUUCUAUCAGUGGAGAUGGAAAUCAUGAACACCUACUUUAUAGGUCGUCACUUCAUGGGAGAGGCUUGAAUAGAUUCUGGUCCAAUAUUGAAGGUUACCAGGGUCCUUUGUUUGUGGUUGUUCAUGCUGCAUCUGGAGACACUCGUGAUGAUUCCACCAAUGAAUUGAAAUGGACUGUUGGUGUAUUGACAUUCCAGGGUUUUGAAAAUAGAGAUCUGUUCUAUGGAAGCGGAGGAAAUAUCUAUGCUCUUAGUCCAGUUUUUCAUGUGUAUUCAGCGACUGGGAAGGAAAAGAACUUUGUCUAUAGCCACUUACAUCCAUCUGCAAGGGUUUAUGAACCACAUCCAAAGCCGGUUGGACUUGGAUUUGGGGGAACUAUGGGAAAUGAGAGAUUAUUCAUAGAUGAAGAUUUUGCCAGGGUUACUGUUCGUCAUCAUGUGGUUGACAAAACUUAUCAGCCUGGUCCUCUCUUCCCAGAUCAGGGGUUCCUGCCUGUUGAAGCUUCCAUUCUAGAUGUGGAAAUUUGGGGACUUGGCGGUUCUACGGCCAAGGAAAUCCAAAAUUCGUACAAAAAGAGAGAGGAGCUUUUCACUGAGCAAAGAAGAAAGGUUGAUUUGAAAACAUUUGCUAGUUGGGAAGAUUCACCGGAGAAGAUGAUGCUAGACAUGAUGUCCGACCCAAAUGCUGUAAGACGAGAAGACCGUUAGAAAGAGAUGAGAUGUUUUGUUCAUUACGAGUGGUCUAUGCUGUGUACAUUUGUUAGUAGUAUAUAUACAGUGUGUAAUGUUUCUGUGACUAUUUUCUCAAGGGUAUAUGCUUUUUGCUCUGAAAUGGCAGUAUGGUCACCUGGCUUGUGUUCAUUGCCAUGUUUACAACUACACGACAAUAUAGAAGAUGGUUAUAGUGACUUUAA
Messenger RNA from Cucumis sativus (cucumber), 3847 nucleotides. RefSeq lists its product as hypothetical. NCBI's taxonomy places the organism in Eukaryota, Viridiplantae, Streptophyta, Magnoliopsida, Cucurbitales, Cucurbitaceae. The record is from RefSeq and is a predicted model, not a curated record. The transcript is spliced from 7 exons. The coding region runs from base 2022 to 3641 and encodes 539 amino acids.